AUGCCGGGAGUCCCUUCCAAUAAAGCCUGCGAACGAUGCAAAAAGAAACAUUUAAAGUGCGACGAAACUCGACCACAUUGUCAACGCUGUACUACUGCGGGGGCGGAAUGCCCCGGCUAUGUCCAAACUCGCAAGUUCAUUGAUCAGGGAGCUACCGUCAGACGUCGAUAUGCUCCUUAUCAAAAUGUCAACUCCAAGGCUGGCUCUGUACAACACGCAAAUACGGACGAUGUUGCCCAGCCAUCAUACACCGCUCAAACACAUCCACAGUCAGACACGCAGGAAAGCCAUGGGCCAAUAUCGUCUAAUCUACUGAAUGAAAAUGGUGAUUCGAGUCAUGAGGAAACGAGUCCAAACUUAACACAUGAUGCUCAAAUGAUAGCGGGGACAGGCUCCUCAGGCCAACUGAGCUUCGUCACCUCUCAAAAUCAAUUUUUUGAUCCACACUCAUCCGAAUCGCAGCUUCUUGAAGAACAUAAUUAUUUUCCGGAUCCCAAUGUUGGUUCAAGGUCAUCCAGAAGCACAGGUCAUGAUUCGAUUUCACCAAAUAUCGGCAUGGGCUUCCCGUCUCUACCUGGAAACACUUACACGCCAAAUCCGAACUCCAGGCCAGAUUAUCCCGGACUUACUGCCUCUGAGAGCAUGAUCCAUCAAAGUGAAAAGGAAGAUUUUCAGGACUUAUUUUCCGAGAUCAAAACAGGCACAGAGCAUGAGAUCGCCUUUCUCACGCGUCACUAUGCAGAAAACAUAGCCCCUUGGCUUGAUUUAUCUGAUUCGGGAAAGUUUUUCACGGUUUAUGUUCCUAUCAGAGCCCUCAGCUGUCUAUCCUUGAAGUACGCCAUCACUUCAUUAGCGGCAAAACAACUAGGGCGAGUUAAAGGUGCAAAGCCCAUGGUUAGGGGCGGAAUACCUGCCAGCCCAGCUAUCACAGAGGCAUAUCCAAAUGCGGGAAACGCAGAUUGGUUUCUCAAGGCAGCAAAUUACUAUUAUAUGUCAGCUUCUGAUCUCAACAAUAACACAUCUGGUGGCUAUACUGCUGUCUCUAGCUCAGCUGCCCUAGAAUCACCCAUCGAGAUAGUCAACAGAUGGCUCAGUUCCAGAUCUACUCAAGAGCUAGCACGAGACUCCCAUGAUGGCGCUUUCGUUCGAAAAUUGGAGGACAUCCUUUCAACGGUGACUCUUCUCACAUUAUAUAGACUUUUGGAUCUCAAAGGGGAUGACUGGCACAACCACAUGUCAGGCAUCGGAUCAUUAUUUGAGUCUCUUUUGCAUUUGGUUCAGAUACAUUCAACUACUUUCUCCCAAGGAAUCCGUGCAUCGUUUUGGAAUUUCGUUCGAUAUGAUUAUCUUGGGUCGUAUCUGAGUCGAUCACCACCCUAUCUCGGGCCGGAAAAACUGGCAUUAUGGCGCGCGGCGGGAAUAUCUAUUGAUGAACAAAAGCAAUUCCGGAUCAGCACAGCGGGGACUGUCAACUCGAGCCAAGAAGAUCAAGCAGCCAAUGGACUGAUUUGGAUUCUCUCGAAGGUUGUCACUUUCAGAGCUCAUUCCAAACAGUCUCAGAUAGCUCAAUGGGCAGGCUCGCCACCCUCCAAUGCAGCCGGCGAAAACAACACCGAUUCCGCGGAGAAAGACACAAAUAUCUGGCUGGACCUCUGCCUAGAACUCCAGACAUGGUUCGAGGGUGUUCCCGAGACAUUUCGCCCCUGUGUUCGGAUAGAGAAACCCAGAGAUCUCUCUGGAAAUUCGGAUGGAGCACAGAUGCCGUUUCCAGAGGUCUUUUAUAGCCUACCAACCUGCGCAGCUGCCAUGCAACACUAUCAUUUCGGGCGCAUUGCUCUUCUGUUGAACCGACCACCCGAUGUCCUCACUGCACCUAGUACGGCGUUCGAUCGCCUACAAGGGUACAGAGAAGUCACUAAAGAAGUGGACUUUCGUAGUCGUGAGGUAUGUGGUAUCGCUCUUGCGAGGCCACAGAGCGAGAUUCGUGUACACAUGACGGCGCUUCUAUUUGCCGUGGGCCAAUGUCUAGAGAGCUCAAAAGAACACCAGAUCAUUGUGGAUCUUCUUUGUGGUAUCGAAGCCGAUCUUGGCUGGUCGACUGAUUAUGUGGUCCAGGAUCUUCAGAGUUCAUGGAAUAAUCGAUGA
Molecule: messenger RNA, 2145 nt
Organism: Penicillium malachiteum
Lineage: Eukaryota; Fungi; Ascomycota; Eurotiomycetes; Eurotiales; Aspergillaceae
Product: Zn(II)2Cys6 transcription factor domain-containing protein
Exons: 5
Coding region: 1-2145 (714 amino acids)
Biological process (GO): positive regulation of transcription by RNA polymerase II
Cellular component (GO): nucleus
Molecular function (GO): zinc ion binding; DNA-binding transcription factor activity, RNA polymerase II-specific; transcription cis-regulatory region binding
Source: RefSeq, a predicted model, not a curated record